AUGGUUCGUGAACCUUUGAAGACGAAGAUGGCGAUGGUUAGUGAAGGAAAUGAGCGGCGAAAUCGAUUGGUGCUCGAUUUCAUCGAGACUGUGACUAGUAGCCACAAAGGACCACCUAUAGCCACCACCGAACUGCUGCUAAGUAGUUCCAACAACCAGUUAACGAUAGUGAGGCCACCAGAAAACCACCAAGGACCAUCGGAAUAUCACUGCUACCACCACCCAUCUACCCUCCUACGAUCACCGAUCAACCCACCACCUACAACCCUUUCCUUCUCCUUCCGUCUCGUCAAACCCAUUGGAAGAGGAAAUAAAAGCGGCAGCGCUACCAUCGUCGCCCUCCAUCGCUGCUGCUGUGGAAUCAUGUCGGACACCAUCAACCUCUUGACACCACCACCAUUUUCUGCCAUUGCGUCACCCUUAUUCUCGGUUCGUCCUCGUUGCUACCCUUUCUGCUUCCUAUUUUUCUUUCCUUCCGGUGAGGAAAAAGAGGAAGGAAAGGAGUUGGUUGGGCUGGGUUUGAUCGUUAAAGGAAAUGGGGGAGUAGAGGGUGGUAGGCAGCUAUGGUGGUGA
Lactuca saligna is the source of this 573-nucleotide messenger RNA. NCBI's taxonomy places the organism in Eukaryota, Viridiplantae, Streptophyta, Magnoliopsida, Asterales, Asteraceae. The record is from the annotation of a GenBank genome assembly.